Corythoichthys intestinalis (scribbled pipefish) is the source of this 2511-nucleotide messenger RNA. RefSeq names its product N-acylethanolamine-hydrolyzing acid amidase-like. The transcript is spliced from 11 exons. Gene Ontology annotation, biological process: fatty acid metabolic process. Lineage: Eukaryota; Metazoa; Chordata; Actinopteri; Syngnathiformes; Syngnathidae. The record is from RefSeq and is a predicted model, not a curated record. Gene Ontology annotation, cellular component: lysosome. The coding region runs from base 107 to 1240 and encodes 377 amino acids. Gene Ontology annotation, molecular function: fatty acid amide hydrolase activity.
UUCUCUGCCCUUCACAGAGAAAGCGUUUGUGUUCCUGAUACCAGCUGAAAUCGACUUUCGCUGUCAGACACGCUGACGAGCCAGUCAUAAAUCUUCGUUACUGUCCAUGGCCAUAAUGCUGGUCUCGGUUCGUUCUGCGACGCUGCUGCUCGGGCUGGCGGUGUUGUGCAGUUCAGACUUCGCCCCUCCCACAAUCAACAUUAACUUGGACGAUGAUCCGCAAGUGCGAUGGAUGCCAAUUCGUAAUGUAUUUGACGCCGACUUCCUCAACAGAGCUGCUCGAGAUGUCAUUGAUUCAACAAUUCCAAAAUGGCUUCACAACGUUCUCAAAUCUCUGAUAAAGGUCUCAGAGAAGUUCAUUCUUCCCAAGCCUUAUGGUGACGAAAUCCGUGGCUUGGCUUCACACUUUGGCUUUAGUCUCUCUGAUGCCAUCAUGCUGAACUUUGCCUAUGAAGUAACUGCAUUCUGCACAAGCAUAGUGGCUCAAGACAAAGAUGGACGCAUAUACCAUGGAAGGAAUCUGGACUACCCACAUGCUGUUCUGAGGAAUCUUACAGUCAACGUUAUCUUCAAGAAGAAUGGAAAGAUCUCAUAUAUUGGAACCACAUUUGCCGGCUAUGUUGGUCUGUGGACAGGACAAAGUCCAUAUAAAUUCACUGUAUCCGGUGACCAGCGAGGCAGUCAGCACUGGUGGAACUUCUGGAAGAAUAUGGUGUCAGCUUUCCUGUUGAAGAGAAAGCCAGUCAGCUGGCUGAUGAGAGAGAUCCUAGAAGAGGCAGAAGACUUUCAAGAUGCUGUCCUGUAUCUUUCCAAAAUUCCCAUCAUUACAGAAGUGUAUUACAUUGUUGGUGGGUCAAAGGCAGGUCAAGGGGUGGUCAUCACCAGAAACAGGGAAGGUCCCGCUGACAUCUGGCCACUGGAUCCAAUUAAUGGACAAUGGUUCAGAGUUGAGACCAAUUUUGACCACUGGCUUCCCUCUCCAGCCAAGGAUCAUCGAAAAGAAACUGCAGAAAAAGCAAUGAAUUCUACCGGUCAAGAUCAUAUCAAUAUGUAUUCGCUUUAUCAGGUUUUAUCACGAGUGCCAGUGUGUAAUGGGAUUACUGUUUACACAACAAUAAUGAGUGCAACAAGCCCUGAGAAUUAUACCACUCUUGUCAGACCACCGCACUGCCACAACAGUGUUCGAGCUAAAGUGCUUCCUUUCUUUGGAGGUGAGAAAUGGGAUUUUCCCCGUAUCUAAGUGAAACCAAUGAGCAACUUUUUGGCGUCACGAGAAGCUGCAAGCUCAAGAAAAUAUUGUCCACUCUGCAAUAAUCUUUUUUUUUCACCAUUGUAAUGAAUGUGGUCAUGUUAUCUGAGAAUUUUUUUAGACAGUAUGAGUCACCAAAUGUGACCUGUAAACGAUGUUAAUAAUGUGUUUUUCAUAUACGAAAUUACAGGCGAAAGAGCCUUUUCAUUGUCAUGUAUUAAAGUUACUAUUUUUACAUAAAUAGAAAGUAUAAAUGCAAGCGCUAUGAUCUUAGAUAGAUUGCACACUUAAUCAGCUGCACAAGGAUUUUAAGCAAUAUCAGUGUUUGUGCCUUAAUGAUGAAAAAAAAAAAAACUUGAAACAUGCCUUUUAAUGAAAUGUGAUUAAAAUGUGUGGACUAAAAAACAAGGUAAUGUCUCUUUAAUUAGGAAAAAAAUAAACAAAUGUAAAUGAAACCAUGAGUACAACAUUGAAAUAUUGAAAGGGGAGAGUGCAUCUGCCUCAGAGUUUGGUAGUUUAGUGUUCAGAUGUUGAGCCUCCCUUUGCAUUUGUACGUGUGCUUGCCUUGGUUUCCUGCAUGGACUCCAGAGCACAAGAUUAACUUAAUUAAUUUAUAAAUUAAUUUUUGUUUACUAACAUUUCUGAACGCAAGUAAAAUUUCCAUGGGUAGGUACAUACUUACAAAGUGAAUCCUCACGUUUCCUCUCAUUUUCAUGUUAUUGCAUGCAAAUAACUGAGAAAUACAGUACAUCAAAAAAUUGUGACCUAUAAACCAGUGUCAAUAUUAUGAGAGAAAACAAAUUCCAUAUUCCAUGUCCAAAAUAAAACUCAUUUUCAGGAUGUCUCAUUUGAGCUUAUUGGGGAGCAAGUAAUCAGUGAUAGUCCUCUUCACCAUUGUCAAUUGUUUACAAACAUGUGAAACGUGUUGUUCUUUUCACACAAUAGUCACAGUGAUCAUUUGCCAUACUUGCACUGCUGCUGCUAUCCUUGACCUGCCUUUUUUGGCAUGUAUCCCUUUCUUCUUGUUCUUGUUGGAUGGUAAACCAGUUCGUUUUAUUUGUGCAUUAUCAUGAACACUGAAAUGUGUGAAGCAAAAGUGUGUCGGCAACAAAAAAAAUAUUCAAUGCAAAUUAAAAAGCAUAUCAGGAAAAUUACUGGUUGCCCCAAGGCUGAGUUCAAUAACUUGCUUGCCCACUGAGUUUGAUAAGCCAAUGACAGAUAUAAUUAUUUCAUGCGAUAGGAGGGGAACAAGAGUGCAAGAU